This is a messenger RNA of Periophthalmus magnuspinnatus, 1764 nucleotides long. RefSeq names its product even-skipped homeobox 1 (gene evx1). Gene Ontology annotation, cellular component: nucleus. Bases 151 to 1215 code for a protein of 354 amino acids. The transcript has 3 exons. Gene Ontology annotation, molecular function: RNA polymerase II cis-regulatory region sequence-specific DNA binding; DNA-binding transcription factor activity, RNA polymerase II-specific. Gene Ontology annotation, biological process: regulation of transcription by RNA polymerase II. NCBI's taxonomy places the organism in Eukaryota, Metazoa, Chordata, Actinopteri, Gobiiformes, Gobiidae. The record is from RefSeq and is a predicted model, not a curated record.
UGGUGACCCCUCCCAGCGCUGCCACUAGCACCGCACUCUGACGCGCUCCUCUCCCGGAUUGGAUCGCAUCCCCGUUGCCCUUGCAGCACUACACAACCUAUUCCCAAUCACCCCGCUCUCCAAAAUCACACAUUUCUCCGAACGCAUGCCAUGGAGCGCAGAGAGGAAGUGGUGAUGCUCGCCUCUGGUGAGGGGGGGCGUCUGGCGUCAGGUUUGGCCGGAGAGGCGCAGGGAAAGCCGGGGCACAGAGGCUGCAUGAGCCCCUACUCCUCCAGAGACACGUCCGAGGAGAGGAUCCGGAGCGUGGGGGCGUCUUCUGCCGGAGCGGACAUCAGCAGGCAGCCGGCCGGGGAACAGACGCAUAAAGACGGCAGUAGCUCGGACCCUGAGUCGGACUUCUACGAGGAGAUAGACGUGAGCUGCACGCCGGAAAGCAUGGACUAUCCCUCGGCUAAAGGUCCUAACGGAGACUCCCCGCACCACCACCACCACGCAGAGAGCAGCACGGAUCCGGGAAAGGCCACGCCAGGCCCGGGCUCUCUGUCCUACGCAGCGGACCAGAUUCGCCGGUACCGCACCGCCUUCACCCGGGAGCAGAUAGCUCGUUUGGAGAAGGAGUUCUACCGGGAGAACUACGUGUCCAGGCCGCGGAGGUGCGAGCUGGCGGCGGCACUGAACCUGCCCGAGACUACCAUCAAGGUGUGGUUCCAGAACCGGCGGAUGAAGGACAAACGGCAGCGCCUCGCCAUGACUUGGCCCCACCCGGCAGACCCGGCCUUCUACAGCUACAUGAUGAGCCACGCCGCCGCGACCGGCAACCUUCCCUACCCGUUCCCUUCACACCUGCCCUUGCCCUACUACUCCCCGCUCACCUCCUCCCCCGCCUCCUCACCGUUCCCCAACCCCCUGCGCUCCCUAGACAGCUUUCGGAUGCUGUCUCACCCGUACCAGCGCCCGGAGCUGCUGUGCGCCUUCAGACACCCCUCCCUGUACCCGGGCCCGCCGCACGGCCUCGGUCCCGGGGGUAGUCCUUGCUCUUGCCUCGCCUGUCAGUCCAGCAGCCUCGCCUCCAGGCCGGCCCCGACUCCUGCUUCGGACUUUGCGUGUUCGCCCACGAGCAGAACUGACGCGUUUGUGACGUUUACGCCCGCCGUGCUCAGCAAAUCCUCCUCGGUGACGUUGGACCAGCGAGAGGAAGUGCCCCUCACUAGAUAAAUAUUCAGAAUCCUGGAACAGCAUGAACAAAUGUACGGACUAUAGUGCUAUUUUCAGACGUUAUGAAUCAAUGGGGACUUCAACAUAGCGGACACUAAAAUGGAAACCUGUUAUGAUUAUUUCUCGUCUUUUUACGCAUCCGUAUCACAGCCCACGCGAUGUAUUCAUGCUCUUCUUUAACAAGGAGAGGAUCUGUCUCAUUAGACGUGACUGGGGGCCCCCGCGCACUCCAAAAAGGGCCUUUCAAAUUAGCCGUAUGUAAGGCAGGGGGCUUGGAUUCUGAAUUAAUGAUAAUACCAGGAAGAAUAAAGAUGGAGAUGGAAAUGACGGUGUACGGUAACAAGGCGUCAGGGGAACGGAUUACAGUGAAACCGGGAGAGGACAAUCAUACGGGAACACCCCUCCUCACGCCACCAAACCCGGAUACAGAUAUGUGAUUAAUAUAUACCGUAUAGAAGCAUAUGUCCAGUUAUUUUUAUGGCUUCGAAAUGCUAUUAUUCAAGAAAAAAAAAACUGUUUUUGUUUUGUUUUGUUGGAUGGGUUGUUCAA